CUCCGUACAUGCCGCCGCCUGUCGUCAAUAAACCAGUAAGGUCUGAAGCGAUCCUGGGAAGACCGCCGAGGCAGAGAAGACCGCUACGGGAAGAGGGGCAAGACACGGCUCAGGGUACUGCAACAAUGCCACUUGCUACCGCGCAUAUGCUGCCUCAUGCACCGAUGGUGGCUCCUCCUGUCGCUGCGCCAAUGCCGCCGCAGCCGCCUCCACCUCCUAGCCAAGAAGGGAAUUUAGAGCACGCGCAUAUGCUGGCGAAUUCAUGGAUGAAUGCCCAGAAGCUCGCCGAGAUGGUCAAGAAAGAAGGGCUUGUCUACAAGAAGGGAAAAUUCUCUGCUAUCGAGGAGGCUCAGCUCAAUGCUGCAAUUGAGCACUACCGGGUGACGAAAGGCCUCAAUCAAGACCAGCUGAAUGAACUUAUAUUUUCGAAGGAGCGUGGCAGGGAUACGUUCUGGCAAGAAAUCACCUCCGCUCUACAUUUACGUCCAAUCAUUGCUGUCUACCAUCACGUACGCCGGAAUCGCCACCCCUUAAGUCAACAGGGCAAGUGGAUGGAUACAGAAGACGAGCUUCUCAUAGAAGCCGUGGCCGAGCUCGGUCAGCAAUGGGAGCGCGUCAGUCAACGAGUCGGUCGUAUGGCGGGUGACUGCCGUGACCGUUGGCGCAACCACCUGGAGGACCGUGGGACGCGUAAGACAGGAUCGUGGUCAAAAGCGGAGGAGGAUGACCUGACGCGUAUUGUCACGGAGAUGACCGUUGAGCAGGGGAGAGACAUCGACAGCGAAGUCUUUUGGGGCAUCGUAAGUCAAAAAAUGGGUAGCAAGCGUGGAAGGCAGCAGUGUCGGAUCAAGUGGACGGACACACUGAGCUCGCAGAUCAAGAACUCGGGAGAACGGCCCAGGUGGAGUCAGCUGGACGCCUAUAUUCUCGUUCAUAAGGUCGAUUCGUUGAAUGUUCGAGACGACACCGAGAUUGACUGGAAGUUGCUACCGGACGAGAAUUGGAAUGUCUGGAGUGCGCAUGCUCUGCAAAGGCGUUGGCUCACGAUGAAGAGAAGCAUCAAGGGACACGAGGAGAUGUCGCAUGCAGAGGUCAUGGAGAUUCUGAAGACGAAGAAGUCACACGUCCCCGGCCCACCCACGACUCGGAAGAAGAAAACCAAAUUCACUAGUGCUGAAGCUGUUAUAGAUGUAGAUGACGCAGAUGGGAACAUGGGGGCAGUCGCGGGACCUAGUACGGGCACCGCGAUGACUGGUGCCAUCUAGUGUACUGUGCUUAAAGUUAUGAAGUCGAAGAUUCCGUGCCAAUGUUCGCAGAUGCGUAUAACGCUAGUGGUAUUAGUAUCCGUUAUGGACCAUUAUACAGUC
This is a messenger RNA of Fomitopsis serialis, 1367 nucleotides long. RefSeq lists its product as uncharacterized. Gene Ontology annotation, biological process: regulation of DNA-templated transcription. Gene Ontology annotation, molecular function: DNA-binding transcription factor activity; transcription cis-regulatory region binding. The transcript is spliced from 8 exons. The coding region runs from base 9 to 1265 and encodes 418 amino acids. Lineage: Eukaryota; Fungi; Basidiomycota; Agaricomycetes; Polyporales; Fomitopsidaceae. The record is from RefSeq and is a predicted model, not a curated record. Gene Ontology annotation, cellular component: nucleus.